UUUUUUCCCGAAAUGAAGCCAAACACACCUUAGCAGAAGCAGCGAACAUCGGCUUUAAUGGCGGAUGCAGCAGAGUCCCAUGGCGGCGGAAACGAACCCCAGCGAGUGCUGGAGUUCUACAGUGGAAUCGGCGGCAUGAGGUACUCUCUGAUGCGAGCAGGGGUGAAAGCUCAAGUGGUUGAAGCAUUUGAAAUCAAUAAUUUCGGUCAUCGUCCUUUUCAGGGAAGUAUUCAAUGCUUGACUGCGGCUGAUCUCGACGGCUAUGGCGCAGAUGCAUGGCUUCUUUCUCCUCCCUGCCAACCUUACACGCGGCAAGGUCUCCAGAAGGACACUGGUGAUGCUCGGGCAUUUUCUUUUCUUCAGAUUCUUGAGCUUAUGCCAUUCUUAUUGAAGCCUCCAAGCAUGUUAUUCGUAGAAAAUGUUGUUGGCUUCGAGACAUCUGACACACAUGCAAAACUGAUUGAAAUAUUGGACAGAACAAAUUUUGUUACACAGGAGUUCAUUUUGAGCCCACUACAGUUUGGAAUCCCAUAUUCUAGGCCUCGAUAUUUUUGUCUGGCUAAGAGAAAGCCCUACUCUUUUGUUAAUGAAAUUUGGAACAGACAACUGAUUCAAUCUCCAAGACCAUUAUAUGAGCAUUUUGAUACAGCGUUUAUUGAAGAUGAUUUAUUACAAGAGGACAGGAAUAAGUUGUUGCAGUCAUGUCAGCCUAUUGAAAGUUUUCUUGAGUUAAAGAAUCCUAGCAAUAAUAUUGAGGCUGAAUCUGCAACUUUGGGCAAAGGUGACGAUAAUGUCUGUGACUCUUUACAGCAGUAUUAUGUUCCCCUGAGUUUGGUUGAGCGGUGGGGAAGUGCUAUGGAUGUUGUCUAUCCUGAUUCAAAGCACUGCUGCUGUUUUACAAAAAGUUAUUACAGAUAUGUGAAGGGAACUGGAUCCCUUUUGGCGACUGUUCAGCCAAAGAAGAGGGACAAAGCAUCAUUGAAGGAGCAGUGCCUUAGAUAUUUUACCCCUAGAGAGGUUGCAAACAUUCAUUCGUUUCCUGAAGAUUUCAAGUUUCCAGAUCACAUUAGUCUCAAACAACGGUAUGCUUUGCUAGGAAACAGUUUAAGCAUAGCAGUUGUUGCUCCCUUACUUCAGUAUCUUUUCGCCAAUCCGUAGUGAUUUUCGGUCACAUUCAUAUGAUUCAUUCACUAGUAGCUGAUAUUUUCGAAUCAUGCCAUUGCCUCCUACAAUUUUUUGCAAUGACAAUCGGAGAUCCUGCAACUGGUUCAUUUCCCCGAAAACCACAUUCAAUCAUGUGAUCGUAGUUAUCAAUACUGACCCUAGGUGGUUGUGAAAUGUAAUCGGAAUUUGAAAGGGAUUAGAAAUGUUAUAUUCAAGCAUGUUGUGAAGAAGAAAGGAUAGGAUAUUGUGAACUGCUUGCUUACGUGGCAAACUUAUUCCUUUAUUUGCAUUAUUGAUUAGAAUUGAUAGCAAAUGAUCACAAACCACAAGAAAUUACUCGCGUUAAUUGCAGGGUCAUGAUCAGUUUUCGUCA
Messenger RNA from Arachis stenosperma, 1537 nucleotides. RefSeq names its product tRNA (cytosine(38)-C(5))-methyltransferase 2-like. Gene Ontology annotation, molecular function: methyltransferase activity. The record is from RefSeq and is a predicted model, not a curated record. Lineage: Eukaryota; Viridiplantae; Streptophyta; Magnoliopsida; Fabales; Fabaceae.